Molecule: messenger RNA, 435 nt
Organism: Peronospora belbahrii
Lineage: Eukaryota; Oomycota; Peronosporomycetes; Peronosporales; Peronosporaceae
Source: the annotation of a GenBank genome assembly
AUGUCUCUCCCAGUGAAAGGUAUCGUCCGACUUCGUGUGCUGGCAGGUAAAGCAACACCAUCACCGGCUAUUGGUCAAGCACUAGGUCCUCUUGGAGUGAAUAUGAUGGAAUUCUGCAAGGCAUUUAAUGAACGCACGUCCAAAAUCACGGAAAAUAUCCCUGUGCCCGUGGUACUCACAGCCUACACGGACCGUACAUUUGUGUUUGUCACGAAGACGCCACCAUCUUCGUGGUUUCUCAAGAAAGCAGCAGGUAUUACAUCAGGAUCAGCAACUGCUGGACAGCAGGUCGUGGGAAGUGUACAUUUACGUCAGAUCUACGAAAUUGCCAAAGUCAAGCAGCAAGACGAGAUGGUCGAUUACAUUGACCUUCCAUCCAUUUGCAAGACCCUUAUCGGCACGGCCAAGUCAAUGGGACUUGAUGUUUUGCCGUAA